AAACCUAAUUAUAUAUAUAAGGUGAACUUCUGAAUGAAAAUCAGUUGACAUUGAACUAGUUAUAACUUUUUUUAUAGCAAAUAAAACGCGUAAGGCAGCUCUUCACAUAAGUUCCCUAAACGCCUCACUGCACCACGUUGUUCGUAGAAAAUACCACAGUACGUCAGGAACCUGAAUGCAACAAGGCAGUGUCGCAAACAAAAGUUCCAAAUGUAGCAGGAUGAGGAUCCGCGCACAGGAGCUAUGGCUGUGUGAAGGUCGCUUUCAACUGAAAUCUUAUCGUUUAUUGAACUAAACUUGUUUUACUAACUUUGAAAAGUUACGGGGCACCAUUACUUUCGAAAUAGCUGAAGCUGUGAAUAAACGAGGUUCCUCUGAAUACCGACAGCUCUACCUUCCUCACUUUCGGGGACAGAAUGGCUCAUUUUGCUCUGCCUGUCAGCGGUCUGUAGUCUGAAAGACAGCUCUCCUCUGCACCGCUCCCUCCUCGGUCAUGGGGACGCGCUGGUCUCGGAGCGGCAGCAGCCUGCCGCUCCUCCGGGAGACAGAGCCAGAGGGCCGGCCAGCAGGACACAGAGAGCCCGAUAACGACUCUCUGGACGGGCUUGACAGGCGAGAGGAUAUCGCUCAGUUUCCGUACGUGGAGUUCACCGGCAGGGACAGCAUAACCUGCCCGACAUGCCAGGGCACCGGGAGAAUCCCUUCAGAACAAGUGAACGAGCUGGUGGCGCUGAUCCCCUACAGCGACCAGAGACUGCAGCCACAGAGGACGAAGCUGUACGUCGUCCUGUCGGUGGUGGUCUGCCUCCUGGCCUCCAUGCUGGUCGCCUUCUUCCUCUUCCCGCGCUCGGUGGUGGUGGUGGACGCCGGGAUCCGCUCUGUGACUGUACACUUUGAUCACACCAACAACAAAGUCCUGAUGAACAUGACGUGCACGCUGAACUUCAGCAACCCAAACUUCUUCACCGUGCUGGUGCAGAGCGUGAGCUGCCAGGUCCUCUACAUGAAGACGGUGGUGGGGACUCGGCAGCUGGACAACCCCACCACCAUCCAGCCGCUCAGCCACAGCCAGGUGAACUACACGGUCAGUGUGGAGAUCGGCAGCAAUGCACCUUAUGUCUAUGCCUUCUGCACAAUGCCCAGAAUCAAGGUUCACAACAUCGUCAUAUUUAUGCAAACCUCGGUGAAAACGUCGUACAUGGUGCGAACGUCCCAGAACAGCCUGGAGGACUACCGCUACAUAGACUGUGGCUCCAACACCACCCACCCCCGGACUCACCAGUAGCACAACCACGCCCCCUUCAGGAAAGAAGCAACAAAAUAGAUUUUUUUAUUAGAAAUCUGCUACAAAAAAAGUAAACAACCUUCAAACGAAGUGGUUUGGUUGCUGAGCACAUAAAUAAGUGCAGGAAGCGGAUUUGUUUGUCCACAGACACGGUGGCUCACAUGCUGCUGACAACCAAGUGAAUAAGUCGCUGAUUCACUACCAGGCAUCAUUCUCUAUUAAAAGUCACACAAAGCUCUUUAUGUUGUGGGGAAAAUGGUCGACGUUCUCAGACAAAAACUUGAACUGUUUCUGCUGAUGUGAACUUCUUCCACUUCACAUCGUUCUAACUGAAUCGACUUCUCUUUUCAGGAAGGAAAUGCAAAAAAAAAAAAAAAAGGGGGUAAUUGUUGUUUCUGCUUCUGGUACCAUGCAGUAAUUCUGUUAUUGAAUUUUUUGCUGUUGUUCUUGCUUGCAUUUAAAUGUGUUUAAAAGGUAUUGAAAUGCUUACUGGAUUUUUUUUUCUUUUUUAAUCAUCACUUUGAUCUCAGUAAGUAAGUAAAACUGCACACCAGUUUUAUUGACUCAAAGAGAUGAUUUUCACACCAAAUGUAAAAGUAUUAGACCUUUUUUUUUAAAGGUGCAUUUGUCUUUUUCUGAAUUCUGGGAAAUUUAUUAAGGGACAUAAUAUCCACUUUGGGUUACAAUGUAAAAAGAUUUAAGGGGAUUGUGAAUAAAUGAGAUAAAUAAUC
Molecule: messenger RNA, 2016 nt
Organism: Poeciliopsis prolifica (blackstripe livebearer)
Lineage: Eukaryota; Metazoa; Chordata; Actinopteri; Cyprinodontiformes; Poeciliidae
Product: transmembrane protein 106C-like
Exons: 7
Coding region: 494-1285 (263 amino acids)
Source: RefSeq, a predicted model, not a curated record